CUCUAUCAUCCACCCAAGCAUUGAUGUCGAGUUCCAAGAUGAAAAAUGCUGAUGAGAUUGCAAUAACGGUAGAGUUCAGUGGAGGGCUAGAGAUGCUCUUCUCAAAUGAACGAAAACACUCGCUCUCGAUCCCCGCUAACGACCAGGGUGGAUCGCGCUCGAACAUUGCAUCCCUGGUGAGAUAUCUCUGUCAGAACACCAUGAAAGAUCCAAGAAAGGAUCUCUUUGUUCUUGAUGGAACAGUCCGACCAGGUAUACUAGUACUCAUCAAUGAUGCAGACUGGGAGCUUGAGGGAGAGGACAAGUAUGAGAUAAAAAGUGGUGACAACAUCUUGUUUGUCUCAACACUUCAUGGGGGUUAGUUGAAUGAACACGAGCUCCGUGGGCCUAUUGUCGGAGAGAAACUACUGUGGUUCUGUAAGAAAGAUUUCAGUAUGACAAUGUUUUUCUUGUCGAAGUUUGGUUGUUGAAGUAAUAUUGCUAAAAAC
Messenger RNA from Lindgomyces ingoldianus, 488 nucleotides. RefSeq names its product ubiquitin-like modifier 1. Bases 24 to 362 code for a protein of 112 amino acids. The transcript has 3 exons. Gene Ontology annotation, molecular function: protein tag activity. Lineage: Eukaryota; Fungi; Ascomycota; Dothideomycetes; Pleosporales; Lindgomycetaceae. Gene Ontology annotation, biological process: tRNA thio-modification; protein urmylation. Gene Ontology annotation, cellular component: nucleus; cytoplasm. The record is from RefSeq and is a predicted model, not a curated record.